This is a messenger RNA of Neurospora tetrasperma FGSC 2508, 2589 nucleotides long. RefSeq lists its product as uncharacterized. The transcript has 9 exons. The record is from RefSeq and is a predicted model, not a curated record. The annotation marks the transcript as partial. NCBI's taxonomy places the organism in Eukaryota, Fungi, Ascomycota, Sordariomycetes, Sordariales, Sordariaceae.
GAUCCAGAAGAUGAACCUACCAGUUGUCUUUCCACAGAACCUCAUGACACCACCGUCGAAGAUGCUGUCCAACACUACUUUGGAUGCAUCGAAAUACGCGAUCGAGCCGAAUUCCUGAAGCCCAGUCACCCGCAUUGGGAGCACGAACGAAAGACCGCCCAAGAGCAGCUCAAAAAAGCGGGUCAUGCUGUUCCUGAUGGCGAACCCCUCACGAUUGAGUCUGUCUCCCAAGCAAGAGCCAACGAGUGGCUUGAAAAGAGAAUGGGAAGUGUGGCUAUUGCCAUCGAGGCUCAAUACAAGCGGAUAGAAAUCUUGCGAACCGUGCUCAGCAAGACUCCAGCCCGCCAGUCCAGGCUCUUUUCAGACCAGCAGCCAAAGGUCGAGAAGGAGGAUAGUGUUGUAAGCCAACUAGGGGACAGUCGUGACAAGUGGAAGAGGUCAGAUCGUUUCAAAGAAGGGAUCAAAUGGGUGCGUCAAUGGAGAAAAGAGAUGAAGGAUGGAAGUGAAGAUGAUGACAAUAAGGGAUCCGACGAGCCUGGACGACAAGAAGUCAAAGAUCUUGCGAAAAAGCAACGCACAAAGAAAAACACACAAUCAGAGAACGGCGACAACGAGAAGGACUGUACCGAAUAUCACCUUGAGCGAGAUGUCAAUGCUUACCUUAUUCAGUUCAGCACCGAAUACGACACAGACAGGCCGAGUCAAGAUUCCGAAUCUUUCCUGACACCGAUUGACGAACCGUUAACUGAUGGGCGCUUCAAGGGCACUUUCCCAGACCAGCGCAUAUCCAUGAGCUUCCUCCUCGAUAAUGGAGUUACUUGUGAACCGAAAACCACCGAUAACCCUGAAUUGAGCACCCAUGAUCCGGAAGGCGAUUGGAACAUUUUGUCAAGAAACCGAUGCAUGAAUGAAGGUGGUUCAGGGCCGCCAAAAAGGAUCCGAUACUUCCACAUUCCAUCAAAUAAUAUGGCAACCCCAACGCACAUGCUCUUGAGCCCUCAAUAUUGGCGAGGUCAGCAACAAGGGACUCGAAGCGGUGUAGUGCACGCAAGACACAUGCGUUCUCUCUGCGAGGUAGUGUCAACCGAGACCAACGAGAUCGAGAAGCAUCCAAAGAACAUUGUUCUCUUUAUGCCAUAUCUCCACUGGGAAACGGACCGUAGGAGGGAGACUAUUUCCAGGCUGAUCGAUAUUGAAUCCGACAAGUUUCGGCAGAAACAAAGGAAAGAAAAGCAAGACAAGAAGAAAACUCGACAGGAAGAGAGAGUGAAGCUCACCAAUCUCUCAAAGCCCGACAUUCAGAGAAGGAGCAUUAAACAUCCUAAAGAGGGUGCUGAAGAUCCCAACAACCAAAAUAAGCUACUUCAAACCGUUGACCUGGCACUUCACCAAUUCUUCAGGCGUCGCCGGGAUGUCCAACGCAGUGAGAGGAGUUACAUCGAUGAUUCUGGUCGUUUGAGAGUUACCAGCGCGCUUGGUCAGUAUCUUGUGGAUGCUGCUCGUCUUUAUGAGGCGAUGUCAACGUUCAGGGACCAGAGGAUGCUGGAGAAGUAUCUUUUUCACGACCCUCCUCUCCACCCGCGUCGCACAUUGGAUCAGUCUUACUACUGGACACUAAGAACCACCAAAGCUCGAGAUAGGGAUCAGGUUAUCUACCGAGAUACGAAGCUUGACUUUAUCCAUCAACUCCAGGAGGCAGAGAAGCCUAAACACUCCUGGAUUAAGCGCCCCAAGCUGGUUCACGAGCUUGAAGAUCAAGAUUCAGCUCAGCGUGUCGAGGGUGAUGUUUCGCCGCCUAUGAAGUGGACUCAUCAUUCUGAAACAACUGAUGAGCACGGCUGUGACCAGUGCAAGAGCGACAUCAAGAAAGUUUCGCAGCUCAUCAUGGUUGAUCAAUUAUGGAUGUGGGUUCUUGACGAGCACACAAUCAUUACCUCAUUUCCGCGGCGCUAUGGAAGCAACAAGCAUGACUUGUCGGGAGUACACCGAUCUAUACGGGCACGUUUAAAGUCGUUCCGCAAAAACCAAGUGAGAUCGGUUUACGAUCUGGCGCUUAUUAUACUAGACGAAUGCUCCAACACCUUCUUCGAUCGGACCAGGGCUGAUACAAAUUUACACACAAUAUCAUUCCAGCAUGUCUGGCACUGGACGCAAGAAGCCUCCAAGAUAUAUCGCGCCAGGUCGAAAUACGUCAACUCCUCUGAUCUACACGUGUCCUUACUCGACAUCAAUCCUGAAGGUAAACUUCAGCGCGAGGUUAAGGACAUCCUUGACGAGCUUGACAUUAUGCUGCACGUCCACAAGAGACAAAGAGACAUUAUGAAGCGAUACCGCAGACAUGUUGAGCAUAUUUUGGAUCCCAAGAACCGAUUGAGCGGCGACGGCUUUGUUGAAGAAGACACUUCGGACCCCUCGCGCAAAUUCAAGAGCGAUGAGCAACUUGAAACCGAUGAGGAAGAGACCAGAAGGAGAGAACAACUUGGAUGGUUCCGGGCGCAAUACCAGGAGCUACUCUCAGAAGUGAAUGACCGCAUUGACGAGCUUGAGGGACUGAGGGCAGGCGCCAAGAGUACAGCCGACAGUGUGAGC